UGUGUGUAUAAUUUUUCUCAAUAUAUGGUAGACUUGUGAUAUAGGGUAAGUUAUUACGACGAAACGUCAUUGUCAUAUUGACAAAUAUGACAAACAUUGAAUAAAUAUAACCUCAAAGGCAAUGAUAUAAUCAAAAUAAAUAAUAAAAUAUGACUGGAAGACUAUUCAUUAGUUGUAUUAUUCGUAAUCUUCCACUAAAGAAAACAAUUAGCCCUAACUAUCUGGCUCAUCACAGGUUCACAUAUGCUUGUAAUUUCGAAACACGUAAUUUUUGUACCAAAAAAAAAUCGAAGUCUUUAGAGAAGAAGCAUUGCAAUAUAGGAACUAUAGGUCACGUAGAUCAUGGGAAAACUACACUAACAGCUGCUAUUACAAAAGUGUUAUCCAAGGAUGGGUCAUCAAAGUAUGUUUCUUAUGAUGAAAUUGAUAAGGCGCCUGAGGAGAAGGCCAGAGGAAUUACAAUAAACGCAGCUCAUGUCGGUUACAGUACAAAGAACAGACACUAUGCUCAUACAGAUUGUCCAGGGCAUGCUGACUACAUUCGCAAUAUGAUUUCUGGUGCUUCUCAAAUGGAUGCGGCGAUAUUAGUCGUAGCUGCUAAUGACGGGCCGAUGCCUCAAACAAGGGAACAUUUGUUAUUAGCCAAGCAAGUUGGGAUAAAGUACAUUUUAGUGUAUAUUAAUAAAGUAGAUUUAGUUGGACAAGAUAUUAUUGAACUAGUAGAAAUUGAAAUGAGAGAGAUGUUAUCUGACUUUGGCUUCAAUGGCAGUGCUACACCUUUGAUUUUCGGAUCUGCAUUAAAGGCUUUGAAUGAUGACGAAUCUGAAAUAGGUGCACCAUCAAUAAGAAAACUUCUAAAUACCAUAGAUGACUACGUACCGCCGAUUAUAAGGGAUCUCGAGUCCCCAUUUCUAAUGCCCAUAGACAACGCCUUUACAGUCCCCGGUAGAGGAACAGUUGUCGUUGGUACUAUUAAACGUGGAAUUAUGAAGAAAAACGAUGAAGCUGAACUUAUGGGUUUUGGAUUCAACAUUAAAACUACGCUAUCAGAUAUACAGAUUUUUAGAUCUAGUGUUCUCGAGGCAAUUGCUGGAGACAAUGUUGGAGUUUUAUUACGUGGUAUGAAAAUUCGAUCAGUGGAAACUGGAAUGUUGCUUUGUGCCGCUAGAAGUGUAACUUUGAGUAACCAUUACAAAGCGAAGAUAUAUUUCUUGUCAAGAAGCGAGGGUGGCAGGAAGAAGCCGAUUUUUUCGAAAUAUUCGCAGCAAAUGUUCAGCGGUACUUGGAAUGUUGCUUGUAGGAUCGAUUUAGAACCUUCCAUGGAAAUGAUGAUGCCGGGCGACCACGCCGAUGUCUACUUAACCCUCCUAGAAGGGAUGGUAAUGACUGAGGGUCAGCCCUUUACAAUAAGAGAGAACAACGUUACUGUAGCGACGGGAAUUGUAACUGAAGCUUUGCAGCCUAUAAAUGUACCGAAUGGGAAAUUAGGAAAAGUCGUGUUAAAUAUUUAAUUCGUUGUAUACAUAUAUACCUCUAUAUAUAUAUAUAUAUAUAUAUAU
Messenger RNA from Melitaea cinxia (Glanville fritillary), 1559 nucleotides. RefSeq names its product elongation factor Tu-like. Bases 150 to 1511 code for a protein of 453 amino acids. Gene Ontology annotation, cellular component: mitochondrion. The transcript is spliced from 6 exons. Gene Ontology annotation, molecular function: GTP binding; GTPase activity; translation elongation factor activity. Gene Ontology annotation, biological process: mitochondrial translational elongation. Lineage: Eukaryota; Metazoa; Arthropoda; Insecta; Lepidoptera; Nymphalidae. The record is from RefSeq and is a predicted model, not a curated record.